Messenger RNA from Sphenostylis stenocarpa, 456 nucleotides. Lineage: Eukaryota; Viridiplantae; Streptophyta; Magnoliopsida; Fabales; Fabaceae. The record is from the annotation of a GenBank genome assembly.
AUGCUGCCAUCUGAUCUCCUAGUUCAAGGGGCUUUUGCUACGGUGGUAUUAUGGGACUUGAUAAUGGUGAGGGUCAGUGUCUUGAAUGAUGCUCUCAAGAGCAUGUACAAUGCUGAGAAGAGGGGGAAGCGCCAGGUCAUGAUUAGGCCAUCUUCAAAAGUUAUUAUAAAAUUCCUCUUGGUGAUGCAAAAGCAUGGAUACAUUGGAGAGUUUGAGUACGUUGAUGAUCACAGAGCUGGAAAAAUUGUCGUUGAAUUGAAUGGUAGACUGAACAAAUGUGGGGUUAUUAGUCCCCGUUUUGAUGUGGGUGUCAAAGAGAUUGAAGGUUGGACUGCUAGGUUGCUCCCCUCAAGACAGUUUGGGUAUAUUGUGUUGACUACCUCUGCUGGCAUCAUGGAUCACGAAGAAGCUAGGAGAAAGAAUGUUGGUGGGAAAGUUCUGGGUUUCUUUUACUAG